Recurvomyces mirabilis is the source of this 1635-nucleotide messenger RNA. It is a transcript of the gene FRS2, whose product is annotated as Phenylalanyl-tRNA synthetase, beta subunit, cytoplasmic. Gene Ontology annotation, molecular function: phenylalanine-tRNA ligase activity; tRNA binding; ATP binding. The transcript has 2 exons. Bases 1 to 1635 code for a protein of 544 amino acids. The record is from RefSeq and is a predicted model, not a curated record. NCBI's taxonomy places the organism in Eukaryota, Fungi, Ascomycota, Dothideomycetes, Mycosphaerellales, Teratosphaeriaceae. Gene Ontology annotation, cellular component: cytosol; phenylalanine-tRNA ligase complex; cytoplasm. Gene Ontology annotation, biological process: phenylalanyl-tRNA aminoacylation.
AUGCCUGGGACACGGGGUCCGGUGCCCGUGCCCUUGUAUACCAAUGGCGGCCAACGCGACCUCACCGAAGAAAUCCUCGAAGCUGUGGACCAACAAGCGGAAGUAGCGACCAGUGAAAAGUUCCCGCAAACAUCACAAGCCGAGAUUAAGGCAGCGUUGGAUCGGUUAGCGAGCAGGUCCAUGGUCGAAUAUGACACGAAAGAUCGGGAAGAAGUCGCUCUCACAAAGGAAGGCCAAGAGAUCGUCAAUGAGGGCAGUCAUGAGUUUAAAGUGUGGGACGCUGUACGGCAAGCUGGGAGAUUAUCACUGAAGGAUCCAUCAUUAGCAAGUGCGAAUGCCAAGAUUGGCCAGGGCAAUGCCUUCAAGCUAAAGUGGGUGAAGAAGGAUGGGGAUGCGCUGGUGUCAUUGACGGAGAGUGUUCAAGAUGCUACACGUGAGCAGCUUCGGUAUGCAGAAGAGAACCGGACGUUCAAGGACCCCAAGGCACAGAAAGACUUUGUGAAGCGGAAACUCGUCAUGCCGCAGAAAGUUAUAUCGUAUGUGGCGCGGAAAGGACAGAAGUGGGCGCUGGAGAUGCCUGUCGAGGUCACAGAUCUGACGGCGGAGAUGAUUGCGGAUGGCAGUUGGAAGACUGCGAAUUGGAAACCAUACAAUUACAAGGCAGAAGGUGCACAAUUAUCUGGUGGCGCUUUCCAUCCUCUAAUGAAGGUGCGGCAAGAGUUCCGUGAGAUCUUCUUCAAUAUGGGUUUCACAGAGAUGCCGACGCAGCGCUUCGUCGACACCGGCUUCUGGAACUUUGACACUCUCUUCGUCCCACAACAACACCCCGCGCGAGAUCUCCAAGAUACCUUCUACGUCUCAGAUCCCGCCGAAGCAGGCCCACCAGGCCCAGACCCGGCCACCGACAUAGCCCUCGCCCAAAUGGACGACCAAGACGAACAAGACGAAAGUGACCUCCCUCCCGCCGACGCCACCACCCGCGCGAAAGACAUCACCUCCAAGCUAGACUACCAACGAUACUUCGACAACGUCCGCUCCGUCCACCAAGACGGCGCCUUCGGCUCAAUAGGCUACCGGUACCCCUACAACGAAGCCGAAACCCGCCGCCUCGUCCUCCGCACCCACACCACCGCCGUCUCAGCCUACGUCCUGCACCGCUUAGCCGCCAAUCCCCGUCCCUGCCGCUACUUCUCCAUCGACCGCGUCUUCCGCAACGAAACAGUCGACGCCACCCAUCUCGCCGAAUUCCACCAGAUCGAAGGCGUCAUCGCCGACUUCGGCCUCACGCUCGGCGGCCUCCAAGCCUUCCUCAAACGCUUCUUCCGCAAAAUCGGCGUCCCAGACCUCAAGUUCAAACCCGCAUAUAACCCAUACACAGAACCGAGCAUGGAAGUCUACGCCUGGCACGCCGGGCUGAACAAACUCGUGGAAAUUGGAAACUCCGGGAUGUUCCGGCCGGAAAUGCUGCAGGCGAUGGGACUGCCGGAGGAUCUGAGAUGUUAUGGGUUCGGGUUGUCGUUGGAGCGGCCGACGAUGAUCAAGUAUAAGAUCUCGAACAUUAGGGAGUUGUUGGGGCAUAAGGUCGAUUUGGGGUUUAUUGAGAGGACGCCGGCGGUGAGGUUGGAUAGGGAGUAG